UGCAGCUUGUCGCACUACUUGGACACGGAAGAGCUCAGAACGCCGGAAUAUGUAAUUUUUCUUACAAAUGGAUCACUUUGGUUUCAAAGAUGUUAUCGCUUUGUUAUCGCUGGAACGAUUUACAUCUUUUAAUUGGGAAUUGCUAUUCACUUAGGUGAUAUAGCAUCGCCAUGCUAUUGUGUCGUGCGUUUAGAAGAGAAUGGUGUGGUUAGAAGGACAGUUCUAAGCAGCACGUGGCUGGUGGGAGAUAGCCGGCGCGCCGUCAUUCCCUCUGCAUCGGUACAUGACUACCACAAUGCGGUUCGUCAACACCGCCGACCAGAGCCCGGUGAUCCAUGUCACCGUGUUGACGUUAUAUGUCGCACAGCGGACUUUGACGAAGUAAUGCGUAUCUUUGCACCAUAGCCAGCUGUUUGUGACUGUAUGUUGUCUACACAAGGUGUAGGUGCCUUGACCCUGAAUGUUUGCUUAGGGCAUUAAGGUUUUCAGGUCCUCAUGGUUGUAUGGCAGCGAAGCAUCAGUUCAAAUGGCUGAUGUACUGCUGUUGAUGAUGAUGCUGAUGAAGGAGAUGAACUAACGGAGGAAUCCGACGGAACCGUCUUCAUGGGCUCUCCUCCGAACCGUUUAAUGUACUGUGCAAUAUACCUAUAUGUAUACAUGUACGUAACCGCCACUUUCAGACGUGCCCCCAGUCGUUUUAAUACGGAGACACAUUAGGAAUCCCAAAGAAGACGCGUCAAACCAUGUUCAGUGGAUUGCGGUGCGGCGCCACAGGCAACUUCCAUCUUCGAAGUUUGAAAUGUGCACCGUAACUGUGCAAAAUACAUACACGCGAGGAUGGGGAAGUCACAGGUAUUCUCCAGGAAACAGCACCUAUGCGGAACUUCAGUGCAUCUCAAGCAACUGAUUACGCCGCAGCAAUGCCCCGCACUCGUCUAUGCGAUGAAGACAGAGACUGCUAUACUUCAAGAAGUACCUGGAAGUAUAUUGUCUGAGGCUACCGGUCGGAUGAUGGAGAGGCGCGCACGACCUCUGCGCUUUCAAACGGUUAACAAUGUACACUGUGCUCCUAGAUUUGCUGACGCUGGCGUGUCACAGACUGACGUUUGCUACAGCGUAAGGCAUUUCUUACGAAAUGUCAGAUCGCACUACCUUCGACGACCAACCGGGUGUAGCGUCAGUGAGCAGUCUGAGGGUGGCCAGCAUACAGAAGAACUCGGACACAACAUACUGGAUUUGUAG
Molecule: messenger RNA, 1242 nt
Organism: Dicrocoelium dendriticum
Lineage: Eukaryota; Metazoa; Platyhelminthes; Trematoda; Plagiorchiida; Dicrocoeliidae
Source: the annotation of a GenBank genome assembly